Messenger RNA from Caenorhabditis elegans, 298 nucleotides. The record is from the annotation of a RefSeq genome assembly. Lineage: Eukaryota; Metazoa; Nematoda; Chromadorea; Rhabditida; Rhabditidae.
AUGGAAUGUGAUAUCAUGGAUUUGGACAUAAUGAUCAAAGAUACGAACGGGAACUGGAAGCCCUACAAAAUUAUUGUUCAGAAUAUGGCGAAUGAUGGUCAACAUGCCCCGGCUACUCCAAGAGCCCAUCAAAAUGACGCGGAGCCUCGAUUCCAAUUUGCAACUCCUCGAACUUUUGGACUCAGUCCAAGGCACGAGCUUCCGCCCACAAGCAUUGCGCCUGUGCCUAAAAGUUCAACUAGAUUGAUGACAAAACUGAAAUAAAUUUUGGUUCCUGGAUCGGCUGGGAGUUCACCUC